Molecule: messenger RNA, 1083 nt
Organism: Prunus dulcis (almond)
Lineage: Eukaryota; Viridiplantae; Streptophyta; Magnoliopsida; Rosales; Rosaceae
Product: golgin candidate 6-like
Exons: 8
Coding region: 1-558 (185 amino acids)
Biological process (GO): membrane fusion; transcytosis; endoplasmic reticulum to Golgi vesicle-mediated transport
Cellular component (GO): Golgi stack; endoplasmic reticulum; ER to Golgi transport vesicle membrane
Source: RefSeq, a predicted model, not a curated record
AUGGCUUCGCGUGCAGGGGGUUGUAGGGCUCGUUUUCGGCAAGAGAAAUCUGGUUCUUCAAAUGAAUCUUCAAAUGAAGAUAGCUAUGUUGAACGCUUGCUCGAUUGUAUUAGCAAUGGUAAACUGUCAGAGGACAGGAGGACUGCUAUGCUCGAGCUUCAAUCUGUUGUGGCAGAAAGCUCUAAUGCACAGCUAGCAUUUGGAGCAAUGGGCUUUCCUGUUAUGAUGGGCAUAUUAGAGGAAGAACGCGAUGAUGUUGAAAUGGUUCGAGGUGCCCUAGAAACUCUUGUAAGUGCCUUGACUCCUAUUGACCAUGCAAAAGGCCCAAAGAAUGAAAUUCAACCAGCUCUAAUGAACGCUGAUUUGCUCUCCAGAGAAGCUGACAACAUUUCACUUCUUCUGAGUUUGUUGUCAGAGGACGAUUUCUAUGUACGAUAUUACACUCUUCAACUUUUGACAGCUCUUCUCACAAAUUCUCCAAAUAGGUUACAGGAAGCCAUUCUGACCAUACCUCGUGGUAUAACUCGCUCAAUGGAUAUGCUUAUGGAUCGUGAGUGAGAGAGAGAUUGCUGUGCGAGAGUGAUUGCUUUGCGAGGAUGUCUGAUCUCUAUGGAGCUGCCUUGGACCAAACAUUUUUUCAAAUUCAUACCACUUCCCUCCUUUAGCAUAUAUGUUAGAAAAUAAGGUGUGGUAUCCAGAUUCAUCUGUGCUAAUAUCUAAAAGGUUUCUUUCAAAAGCUUUUAAUCAUGUCCAUCCUUUGGUGGUCUCGAUUGCUCUGUUGAUGUACGUGACAGUUUGGUAUCGAUUGGUUUUGGGAUGAAUGAAAUGAAAGCAGUUUUGAUAGUGAGAGACUUGUUAGAAGAGUUCAAGGUGAUGAAGUUGGUGUUCUAGGAUUUUCCCUUUGAGAUGAUGAUCUUCUAGGAUAAGUUGCCUUUAUAUGCUAGUGUUAGAGAAAAUUGUUUUCUUUUAGAAUUCCACUUUCUUGUAAUAGAUAAUGAAUUGACUUCCUUGAUUGCUAACAAGUACAUUAAAGAUUGGAUUCUUUCCGUUAAAUGCAUCAGACGUAUGAGAGAGUUUUGUGUC